AUGGCUAUCUUCCUCGCCUACAACGAUGGCGUUCUCUUCUUUGUCCUCACCAGCUUUGCCUCCCUCUGGACAAAGAGAUAUCAUCAAUCGGUGUUGAUCAGUGGCGUUCAUUAUGUCGCUAUUGUUCUCGGCUAUACUGUCGGCUCUCCUGGUGGCGCUCGAGUCACCGACUGGCUCUGGAAGUAUCUGACACACAAGCGAGGACAGACGGCACCUGAAUAUCGAAUUCCCUUGAUUUUCCCAGGGAUUGUUUUCCUAGUAGCUGGUCUAUCAUGGUAUGGCUGGACAGCGGAAGCAAUGGCUCCGUGA
Messenger RNA from Penicillium roqueforti, 309 nucleotides. RefSeq lists its product as uncharacterized. Gene Ontology annotation, biological process: transmembrane transport. Gene Ontology annotation, molecular function: transmembrane transporter activity. The coding region runs from base 1 to 309 and encodes 102 amino acids. The record is from RefSeq and is a predicted model, not a curated record. NCBI's taxonomy places the organism in Eukaryota, Fungi, Ascomycota, Eurotiomycetes, Eurotiales, Aspergillaceae. The transcript has a single exon.